AUGCGCAAUUUGAGAAACGUCCGUCUCGCUGAGACCCAAAUCGAGAGUGAGCUGUCUCUCACUGCCACAGCGUGGGAUACUGUUUCGGACUCAGUGGUGUGCACCUUUGGUCCGGCCGAGAACAAUGCAAUCAUCGAGGUCAGACGGAAACGCCCUGAGAUCGUUUCAACCGAUCCCCUGUCUCCCGAAGCAUUCGAAUGUAUUGCCUCCUGGGAUGCUCCGUGCCCUCUACCGGACCUGGCAUGUGAUCGUGUGCUCUCCCUGCAUUAUUUUGCGGACAACCUGACGACCUGUCUGGUGUUAGCAGGAGGUGAUAUUGUUGUUGUUCGCGAAGAGCCCCUUCCCGGCGAAGAUAAGAUCGAAAUUGUUGGUUCAGUCGAUGUGGGAAUCACAGCUGCGGCAUGGUCCCCAGAUGAGGAAAUGCUGGCUCUUACCACCAGAGCUCAGACGUUCUUGUAUAUGACCAGAGACUUUGAGAAUGUGGCCGACAUUACUUUCGCCCACAGUGACCUGCAAUCAUCACAACAUGUGUCGGUCGGGUGGGGUAAGAAAGAAACACAGUUUCAAGGAAAGAGAGCCAAGGCUCUUCGAGACCCGACAGUACCGGAAAAGAUCGAUCAAGGAAUCUUGAGCAGCCACGAUGAUGCUAGCACGACGAUUAGCUGGCGAGGAGAUGGGGCUUAUGUUGCUGUCAACAGCGUCGAAGCAGAUACUCGCCGUGUGAUCAGGGUGUACUCGAGAGAAGGCACCUUGGACAGUGUGAGCGAACCCGUUGACGGAUUGGAGGGCGCUUUAAGCUGGCGGCCGUCUGGAAGCUUGAUUGCUGGAAUUCAGCGGCUUAGCGAACACAUCAAGGUGGUGUUUUUUGAAAGAAACGGACUCCGCCACGGCGAGUUCUCUCUCCGUCUUUCUGAAGAGGAAAUGAAAUCAUGGGCUUCCCGCAUUCAUCUUGUCUGGAACGUGGAUUCCACUGUACUUGCUGUCAAGUUUCAGGACCGUGUACAGCUCUGGACAACGGGCAACUACCAUUGGUAUUUGAAGCAAGAGCUUCGUGUCACGGUUGACACAAAGUCUUCGUUUCCGUGCUUUUUCGAAUGGCACCAAGAGAAGGCAUUACGGUUUGUUGCUGGCUCCUCUGGUUCGAUACUGGACGCGGAUUAUGUAUUCGAUAUCAACCAUGGUUCUACGUCUAUUCCAGAUGAUGUUGGCGCCAUUGCAGUCAUCGACGGCAAAACUCUCAAACUGACCCCGUUGCGAAUGGCUGGUGUGCCGCCUCCCAUGGCGCACAACGAGCUGGCUUUAGACUCCAACGCCAUUGACGUGGCAUUUAGCAAAUCCGGAGCCCGCAUUGCUGUGCUGAUGAGCAACAAGCUCUCCAUUUACCUAUGGUCUCUGAAGAGCCGACCUGUUCCUAUUCCUAUCCUUGAGUCAAGCUGUCCAUUAUCAGAUACCGUAGCCAGUCGACCCCGGCAGAUUGCGUUCCUGAAUGAGAACGAGGUAUUUGUGCUCAAGGACACUGGACCAAACUCGAGCCACAUUGAGAGAACGAUCUUGGACACUCGAACCACUGAAUCUGUAUAUCAGGCUGCAGACGAAGAGCAACUGGCAUCGAUCUUCGCCGGCAUUGGACACCAAACUCUGUGGUUCUCACAUGCCCGCCAACCAGCUCGACCUGUCAGCUAUUCGAGCAUUGAAGAGUCGUCAUCCGGAAAUCUUGAUAUUGCUCCAUGGGGUGAGAGCCCCAAUGUUGACAGCCAUUGGGCCCGUGUUGUCUCUAUUUCCGAGAAUGAGCGCAUUUUGAUUACAUUGACGAGAACUGGAGCCUUGCAUGCUAACAAGCGAGUCCUUGCGAGGAAUUGCACGUCUUUCCUAGUGACUCCAUCUCAUCUUUUGUUCACCACAUCAGCACAUCUUCUGAAGUUUGUUCAUCUGAACCAUGUGGAUGAAAUGGAAGUUCCCGAGGAUACACCAGAAACCGAUGAGCGUUGCAGAAGUAUUGAACGUGGCUCUCGGUUGGUUUCAGUGAUACCCUCGAUCUUCGCGGUCGUGCUCCAAGCUCCCCGAGGAAACAUUGAGACAAUUUUCCCUCGCGCUCUAGUAUUGGCUGGAAUCCGUACCUUCAUCGACCAGAAGAAAUACCGGUCUGCAUUCCUUGCAUGUCGAAGUCAGAUGGUUGAUCUCAAUAUUCUCCAUGACUAUGCUCCUGAGCAAUUUAUGGAAAACAUCGUUCUGUUCAUUGAUCAAGUCAAGAAGAUUGAUUAUAUUGAUGACUUCAUAUCGCGCCUUUCGGAAGACGAUGUGUCACAGACAUUGUAUAAAGACACACUGAAAAUUUCUAAGAAUGUAUCGGCAGCUGUUGCCCAGCCGGAUGGUCCAGCUGUUCCCUCGGUCCCCAAAAUUGGCAAAAAGGAGAGCAAAAUCAACAAGAUCUGUGAUGCAUUCCUGGCGGCUCUUCAAACCCGUGUCGAUACCAAUUUGCAAAAUCUGAUCACAGCCCAUGUUUGCAAGUCGCCGCCUGACAUGGAAGCAGGAUUGGGACUUGCUGCGGGACUAAGAGCACAACACCCCGAACAGGCCGAAGACGCUAUUGCGCACAUGUGUUUCCUGACAGAUGCUCACCGGCUUUAUUCUCACGCGUUGGGUGUAUAUGACCUUGAGCUUACAUUGUUGGUUGCUCAACAAGCUCAGAUGGAUCCUCGCGAGUACCUACCAUUCCUUCGUAAGCUACAACAACUUCCAGCGACUCGUCGUAAAUUUGAGAUCGACAAUCAUCUUUCUCGCUUCGAAAAGGCUCUGGGGCAUUUGUAUACUCUCAAUGUUCACGAUGAGAUAAGCGCAUAUGUCGUCAAGCAUGUCUUGUAUAAGGAAGCUCUUGGGCUAUACAAGUACCAAACAGAGCAACUACGGGAAAUCACCGAGCUCUACGCUGAUUAUCUACACGAUCAAUCGAAAUUCAAAGACGCAGCAAUUGCGUAUGAAUCUCUUGGACUUUACGAGAGUGCUUACAAGUGCUUCAAUCUGGCACACAAAUGGCGUGAAUCAUUGUACUGUGCCAUGAUGGCAUCUCUAUCCGAGGAAGAUCUGGCAGCCCACAUCGAAGGUCUUGUCACAACCCUGGUCGACGAAAAUAAAGACUACGUCUCGGCAGCAACCAUCUACGCUGACCAUUUGCAUGACAUCGUCACAGCUGCACGACUGCUCUGCCGGGGAUCGAAGUUCACCGACGCAGCGCGUCUCCUUACACUCCAUGGGAAACAGAGCCAGGUUGCCGAAAUCGUUGACUCCGGCCUCGCCGAAGCAAUGGGUAACAUGACAGACCUGCUCGCUGACUGCAGAUCUCAGAUCAAUGCCCAAGUCCCACGCCUCAACGAACUUCGUCAGCUUCGCGCCGCCGACCCACUUGCUUUCUACGGUGGUGAUCCAACCGGUGGAGACGCGGGCGUCGAUAUCCCAGAUAAUGUCUCGCUGGCCCCGACAGAUGCAUCCACGCUCGCUGGUCGCUCCAUGUUCACCCGUUACACUGGUAACACCGGGAAAACAGGUAAAACUGGAAUGUCACGUCAUACUUCGAAGACUCGCCGGCGGGAGGAGCGUAAGCGUGCUCGUGGUAAGAAGGGCACCGUUUACGAAGAAGAAUACCUCGUUAAUAGUAUUCGACGACUCAUUGAACGGGUUAACUCCAGCGUAGCGGAGACUGAGAUUCUUGUCGAUGCUCUGCUGCGUCGUGGCAUGCGUGAGCGUGCAGCCGCUAUCGAGAAGGCGUUACAGGAAGUCCUGACUAUGUGUGUGGAUUGCCGGGACGAGGUGUUUGAAGUUCCUCCCUCCAAUGCAAAGAACGAGGAGCAGGAAGAUGAAGAGAACGACAUCGAGCCUAUCGUCCCUCCUACUUACGGAGGUGGAGGUGCCAGCGUCUUGAGAGAAAGUAUAGCUAUCGUCGAGGGAGGUGGUGCCGCUCGAGUAAAGGAGAUUCCUAUUGUGAAGGAGAUGAAGAAGUCUUCUCUGUUGGCUUGA
Messenger RNA from Penicillium digitatum Pd1, 4011 nucleotides. RefSeq names its product Elongator subunit IKI3. NCBI's taxonomy places the organism in Eukaryota, Fungi, Ascomycota, Eurotiomycetes, Eurotiales, Aspergillaceae. Gene Ontology annotation, biological process: tRNA wobble base 5-methoxycarbonylmethyl-2-thiouridinylation. Gene Ontology annotation, molecular function: tRNA binding; protein binding. Gene Ontology annotation, cellular component: cytosol; elongator holoenzyme complex. The record is from RefSeq and is a predicted model, not a curated record.